AUGGAUUAAUAAAAAGCACCUAUAAUUUCAUAAGAGGCUAAGUUAUCUGCAAUUGAAUCUCCAGAGUUUAAUCAGAUGAGAAAAGCAAACAUUAUGCAUACUAUUUCUCUAGGGCAUUUUGGGCAGAUGCUAAAAUUUUUAAUUUUAAAGGUCAUAAGAAGCACUAGGAUUAUUUUUAUUUGUUGUAAAAGAUAUUUUAAAAGGAAUCAACAGAAGUAGGAGAUAUAUUAUUAUAAAAUUAAUUCAGAAAACUAGGUUUAAUAAUUAUUAACAUAAGUAUCUAAAAGUAUGUUUCUAAUUAAACUUAAACUAAUUAUUGAAUAACAUAAGGAAAGUUAGAAAUUAUGGAUAUAAGAUAAGGGACCAAUUAUUGAAACAAAUAUUGGUUUUAUAGAAACAUAUUUAGAUCCAAUGAAAGUGAAAACAGAAUAUGAAGGAUUUGUAUCAAUUUUUAAAUAAGAAGAAUCAAAAUUACUUGUAAAUUUAGUUGAGAAAGCAGAGAAUAUAAUUAAAGGUUUACAUUGGCUUAAAGAAUUUUAAAUUGAAAAGUUUAGUAGACCUGAUUUAAUAUCAUUAGAAAUAUUGUUAUUUGCUUGUUUUGGUACACAGUUGGCAUCAAUAUACUAAUAUAUGAUGAUGUUAGAUAAAAUUUAGGAUUAAAAAAUGUCAACUUAGGUAAUGUAUAAUGGUAGUUGUAUUUCAUGAAUUGAUUGGACUAAAUUUAUGG
Messenger RNA from Paramecium primaurelia, 727 nucleotides. NCBI's taxonomy places the organism in Eukaryota, Ciliophora, Oligohymenophorea, Peniculida, Parameciidae. The record is from the annotation of a GenBank genome assembly.